GUUAUUAUUUAAAUAAAAAAUAAACCAUUGCUUUUUUUUAUAAUUAAAUAACUAAAAAUAUGGAGACUAUUACAAGUGAGGCUCAAUGGAUUGAAGUAUUUAACUCGAUUUCGCUGGAAUUUCAGCUUGAACAAAUAAAGAUUUACGGAAAAUAUGAUGAUCAAAGUACAGACGAUUAUGAUUCUGAGGAUGACUUUGAUCACCAUGAAGACGAUUCCAGUGGAGAGGAAAGAUCAACACCGUCACCAGAUACUAUUUUCGAUAAUCGCAUGAUACAAAUGAGACCACUAUUUGCUCUUCAACCAACACUUGAAUCAAUAUGCAACGAUCGACGUGCCCAAUUGAUUAAUUCAGCUUUUACAAUAUAUCGUUUUACUCCACCUUAUGAAUUUUCAAUCAAUGAAUUGCAAAAAUUAGCAGAUGAUUUAAAAUGUACAUUUCAUCUGUGGGGACAUAAUCUGAAGGAACUAUAUAUACGAGAUUAUCCUUAUCAAAUAUUACAAACGAUUAAUACUAUUUGUCCAAAUCUUAAAAAACUUUGGUUGGACAUGGAAGAAUUAGACAGUGAAGAUUGUGAAAAUGCAUUUUCUAACAUGGCCCAUCUUGAAGAACUGGAGAUAACUUGGUCUAGUAAAAAUUCAACUUUACCAACGAGUUUGAUCAAAUCUAUAGAACAAGUUGGUGGGACUUUGAAAAGUCUUCGACUUAUAAAUGUUUCAGAAGCUGAUCGUCGUUUACCAGAUUCAUUCGUUUCGGUAUUUCCUCGAUUAAUCGUUUUAGAAUAUUUAUAUUUAUAUGGUUUUGGUGAUCUAAAUCAAGCACUAAUCCAGUCGAUAGCUGAAAUUGAGAGUUUAGUUGAUCUAGAAUUAAUUCCUAUUUGGGUGGAGGAUCUACAGUCUACUAUGAAUCCCAUUGGGAAUUUAAAAAAUCUCAAACGAUUGAAUAUUCGUACAGAUUGUGGUGUUACAGAUGAAUUUUUGAUUAAUCUUGGCAAUAAUGCUAAAAAUUUAAACGAAUUAACUAUAGAUGGUACAAGUAUAACGGAUAGGGGUAUCAUGGCACUCAACAAAUGUACUCAAUUAGAAAUACUUGGUCUUAAUUCACGUCCAUCAACAAAAAAUAAUGAGUUCAUUACUGAUCAAUCAGUUGAAUAUUUAUUUUUCAAUAAAAAAUUGGAACGGUUGAAUAUAUCAAAUUGCAUUAAGAUCACUCAUAGUGCAGUUCUUAAACUUGCUAAACAUUUAACAAAUUUAAGAGAGUUAUAUCUAAAAAAAACGCUUUUGACUGUUGAACUUGCCAAAGAGUUACGUAAUAUAACAGAAUAUCGUAAAAAAUCUUUAUGGAUAUAUGUUUCUAAAGAACAAUACGACUGUUUCAAUUCAUUGGAAUCAGACAAAUUAUGUUUUAUCAUUCAACGUGACUCUUUUGAUAUUUAUAAGCAUUAA
Molecule: messenger RNA, 1445 nt
Organism: Aphidius gifuensis
Lineage: Eukaryota; Metazoa; Arthropoda; Insecta; Hymenoptera; Braconidae
Product: putative RNA-binding protein EEED8.10
Exons: 4
Coding region: 60-1445 (461 amino acids)
Biological process (GO): SCF-dependent proteasomal ubiquitin-dependent protein catabolic process
Cellular component (GO): SCF ubiquitin ligase complex
Source: RefSeq, a predicted model, not a curated record